AGAAAAGUGGAGGUGGACGUGGUUGGUUCGGCGAUCGCUUCGCUGACCUCGCGGUGCGGUUUUGGCGUGGAAAAGGUGGCCGAGAAGCCGAAGAAAAGCAAAAUAUCGGCUACCUUCUCGAGUACGACGGAGCCAAACAAGGCUGGACCGGAACAAUCGGCUUUUGGUAUCAAUUCGACGGCCGGAUUUCUACGUCGACAAUCACUGGGACAAUCUUCCACCAUCGUGGAGGCAAUGCUUCAAGUGUCUGGAAGUGCAUCAGCUGAAACAUUUACUGUCGGAAGAAUCAGAAGUGCAGGAACGAACUGUGCGGCCUCCAUCAGGGUACGCUCUUCGAGCACUGUUCCGGAAAUUUUGCUAUCACGAAAAUUGGAGCUAGGCCGGAAGGAAUCUGAAACACGAGACGUGCAAAACGAGGCUCAGCGAAAACCAUAUGACAAAUCGGCUAAGUUGAAAAGGCGACAGGAGAUUGAACAAUUCAGCGAAGUCCGCCCGCGAACGGCCACGCAGAUCUCCAAGUUCAAGUUCGUGCGAACGGAGAGGGCUGCAAUUAGUGUGUAUACAGAAAACUGAGCCAAAUGGGCGCACUGCCGUAUGAGCGGUUUUGACAGACCGUUUUGAUUUCCGGAAAAAAAAAGAGAAAAAGUCAGAAGAAAAGUGGAGGUGGACGUGGUUGGUUCGGCGAUCGCUUCGCUGACCUCGCGGUGCGGUUUUGGCGUGGAAAAGGUGGCCGAGAAGCCGAAGAAAAGCAAAAUAUCGGCUACCUUCUCGAGUACGACGGAGCCAAACAAGGCUGGACCGGAACAAUCGGCUUUUGGUAUCAAUUCGACGGCCGGAUUUCUACGUCGACAAUCACUGGGACAAUCUUCCACCAUCGUGGAGGCAAUGCUUCAAGUGUCUGGAAGUGCAUCAGCUGAAACAUUUACUGUCGGAAGAAUCAGAAGUGCAGGAACGAACUGUGCGGCCUCCAUCAGGGUACGCUCUUCGAGCACUGUUCCGGAAAUUUUGCUAUCACGAAAAUUGGAGCUAGGCCGGAAGGAAUCUGAAACACGAGACGUGCAAAACGAGGCUCAGCGAAAACCAUAUGACAAAUCGGCUAAGUUGAAAAGGCGACAGGAGAUUGAACAAUUCAGCGAAGUCCGCCCGCGAACGGCCACGCAGAUCUCCAAGUUCAAGUUCGAUCUGUGAUGAGGCAUGCAUCCGUAUGGGUGUGCAUCCUGACCUUCUACAAUCUACAGCCAACCUCGCUUGCCGCUAUAGUUCCCCCACCAUGGAGUGAUCCAAACAAAAACCCAUGCGCCAAUCAACCAGGCGGUUGGCAAUUGCUGUACUGGCCACCACUGAAAAAAUGCUUCAAGAUUUUUCAGAUGGGAUAUCCCUGUCCAGACACGAUGGAACUAAGCCCAGUCGGAGUGGGUGCCACAAGUACGGGAGCCUCAGCCGAAUGCCGUUGUCCCCCUGGAACAGCACAACAUCCUCUAACAAGACGGUGUCACCGAUUAUUUGAACGAGGCCCGUGUGAUUUUGGCCAGUAUUUCGCUCCGUUUGCGGAUUCCGAAGUGAAAAGUGCCAUUCCAAAACAACGCUGGGGAACUUGUAAGUCAACCGAAAUUUGCGAUAGCGGUAUGAUAUUUUGGCCACAAGAGAAUAAAUGCUAUCCGUUACACACGAAAGGACCAUGCCCAAAAGGAAAAUUAGUCAGCCUGGAUAACGACGGAAUAGCGAAAUGCAAGUGCGAAAAAGAUGGAGAGGUCGGUAACUACUACUACAAUGAAACGGAAACAUGCCACGAAUUUUUCACGAAAGGACCUUGUCAGCGAACGGGAGAAUUAUUUUUACCCUCGAAAAAAUGCGCGUGUCAUCAUCGGUUGCCUCAUUUUCAUAAUGAAACAAAUCAAUGUUACGAGCUAGAUACGAUAGGGCCUUGCCCUAUCGGUCACACGUUUAUCAUAGCUGACAAACGAGCUCAAAAUGAAGUCACUACUAUGCGAGCUGAGUGUCGCUGCAAGGAAAACUAUGUUCCGUGGAAAGACGGAUAUUGUUACAAAUUGUACACACAGGGACCUUGCGAGUUAGGAUCGUUUGUGAUAGACACUAACAGUUGUAUACCAAAUCCUUGCGAAAAGGGACGAUUGUACUUUUCUAAAGAAAAAACUUGCUAUCGAAUAGGAUCUCAAGGUCCUUGCACCAUAAAUCAGGUAGUCAUAUUUGACUUCACCACAAGACCCUCACUUGACGGUAUUUCCUACAAUGGGAUUUGUGGAUGUCCCGGGGUGAUUCAUAAUCUUGACCAAACCUGCUCCGAAGAUGAUGUUCCUAAGAGUGCUUGUGAUAGCACUCCUGACAUGAUAGAGAUAAAUAAGCAAUGUUUUAAGCUUUACACUCGCGGUCCGUGUGGUCCAGGACAAUGGCUUGAACCGAGAAAAUCUUCAGCCAAACUACGAACAGCCGCGUGUGUUUGCCGUCCGGGACACACGCCUUACGAUGCACCUCUUCAGAACGGGAUAAUCGGUUGUCAGCCGCCGGCCGUUGGACUUGCAAGGUAUUUGAACGGAAAACGACUACUAUCCCUUAGGAUUGGAAACUUCUCCCUUACCAUCCCUCAAGUUUAAAUUAGAAUAAAUAGAAAACCACUAACAACAUCCGCUCAGCAUGGCAUCCGGUUUUAAUAGCAUGUACCUUUAAUAUCAAUGUUGGUAUUUAAAUAUGACAAUUCCGCCAAUUUCAGUAAUACAACCGGACAGAUUUUUUCCUUUUUACAGGUGGUUCAUGAGUUUAUUAGGAUUUGGACCGGCUGAGACCACAGAAUAUUAGGUUACCAAAAAUGAAAUUUCAAAAUACAAGCAGUCUUAUCCUCGUGGCACUCCUCUACAGAACUAAGGUAACACUUAUUAUUUUCAGUCAAAGAGUUCGUAAAGUUUGUCAACUGCCAAGAAGCGCAAGCAAAUAGAUAAUAAGCACGUUGUAUGUAUUGUAAUUGUGCCAUAGUUGUAAAAAUGGUUUAGAAUGUAUGUAGAAGUAAGAAAACUUCGUAAAUACCAACGCCGACUGAAUAGAUUUAUGGAUUGCAAUAAAACCAAACUGAUCAAGAUAAUAAAA
This is a messenger RNA of Malaya genurostris, 3099 nucleotides long. RefSeq lists its product as uncharacterized. The transcript is spliced from 5 exons. The record is from RefSeq and is a predicted model, not a curated record. Lineage: Eukaryota; Metazoa; Arthropoda; Insecta; Diptera; Culicidae. The coding region runs from base 1188 to 2612 and encodes 474 amino acids.